This is a messenger RNA of Aspergillus bombycis, 372 nucleotides long. RefSeq lists its product as uncharacterized. Lineage: Eukaryota; Fungi; Ascomycota; Eurotiomycetes; Eurotiales; Aspergillaceae. Bases 1 to 372 code for a protein of 123 amino acids. The transcript is spliced from 3 exons. The record is from RefSeq and is a predicted model, not a curated record.
AUGGAGCUGAGCAAGGAAGAGAUGGGAGUCUUCGCGACUUUUCACCGUCUAUGCACGGAACAUGGACUUUUUGAAAGACUUAGAGAUCUAGACACGAAAGAAGUGCAAGCCGGAAUCAAAGACGAGGUCACGCUUCUACGAUUUUUCAGAGCAGGCUUCCUGGAUCCCCAUAGAGCCCUCCAGCAGCUCCAAGAGGCAACCAGGUUUCGCGAGGAGUGGCAUGUCCUUUCCCUGUAUAUAACUAUUCAUGUAGCCGACUUUAAAGGUACGCGCAAGUUUUAUCCCCAUUGGACCGGCAGUCGAGAUAAACCUGGAUUGCCGAUUCUCAUGGUAGACAUGGCACACUACAACCAAGCCGCAAUAGCGCAAUAG